CAUCGAUUUUUAUUUCUGCAAAGAAAAACGAAACUUUUUCCAGUACAAAUCCCCACAAUGCCCUGGUCGGUUCUAAGCAGGCUGUGCCGCCAGCUCAACUCGGCGGACUACUUCUUCGGCGUGGACUACUUGAUGGCCGUCGGUGGGCUUCGACUGGGCGGUGCCGGCUCGCGUGGGCUGCGCUUUUGCUGGGCGGUGUACCGUGCGGUGGUGCUGGUGGGGUUGCUCGUGAUGACGUGGCAACUGGUCACGGAUGUGGUCCGCGGAGGGAAUCCGGGAGUAACGAUGCAAAGCGUCCACGUGGUGAUUGAAGGGGUGUGGACGGUGGUACGAGCUGGGAUCGUUGUGCGGAAUUACGAAUCGAUUGUGGUUGUUCGGAGGUUUGUCAAUUUGGAACAUGGAAGGCAGAACUCUUUUGGAAUUGUUCGACUGGUUAGCUUAGUUGUGCUGUUUGGUCCAAUGGCGAGGAAGACAUUCGUCAGGUACAACAGUUUGGACUUUCCGUUGAAGUUGAGUGACUUUAGUGUCACUUUGCACAUGAUUUGUGAGAACAUCUACCGCUACGUCAUGCCGAUUUGUAUUACUUGUACAGUACUGGCGAACAACAUCACCAUCUACCUGAUCCUCAAGGGACUCAUCAACGAGUUAGGCAGCAUCGUCAAGCAGUACAAGGAACUGUUGGAUCGAACCAAAGCUCGAACCGCAGCCCGGCUGGAACGCGUGUCCGGAACGCUGAACCAUCGACGCCGCAUGGAGAAGCACUUUUACUGGAUCCACCUGCACGAAGAGUUUCAAACCUGUCUUCAGCGUCACGAGCAGCUGCUGGAAACCGUGGACGUGGCAAGUUCUCUGCUAAAUGGUACCUUUCUAGCUGCGUACUACGCGGCUAUGCUGAAAAUGAUCUACGGGUUCAUCUUUCUGUGCUUGACGGAAUCGAUCGACAUCCAGAACUAUCUCCGGAUGGUGCCGUUCGAGUUCUGGAUCCUGACCGGACUGGGGGCACAUCUGAUUGAUAAGAACCGCUCCAUCGGCCAGGUCAUCAACGGCAUCAACUGGGAGCAGGAGCUGGAGGCGGAGCCCCCGUUCGCCUGCCGGUUCCGCCCGAUGAUCGUGCUGGUGAUGCGGGCCAUGCGCAACUCGCACCGGCGCCAGCUGGGCCUGACCUGCUACGGAAUUGUGGACUUUACCGCCAACGAGCUUUCCGCCCACGCGGACCGCUUUUGCGCGAUGGUGUGCGCCGGUUUUAACUCUAUUUUCUCGAGAUUUUGAAAAUUUUAAGUGGUUGAAAAAAGACA
Culex pipiens pallens (northern house mosquito) is the source of this 1295-nucleotide messenger RNA. RefSeq lists its product as uncharacterized. The transcript has 2 exons. NCBI's taxonomy places the organism in Eukaryota, Metazoa, Arthropoda, Insecta, Diptera, Culicidae. Bases 58 to 1269 code for a protein of 403 amino acids. The record is from RefSeq and is a predicted model, not a curated record.